AUGUCUGCCAACGCACAGCCUGUUUUUGUCUUCGCCCCCGGCGCGUGGCACACGCCCGACUGCUACCAGCUCGUGCAGGACAGGCUGCAUGCACAGGGUUGGGAGACACGGGCCGUGGCGUACCCGUCCGUGGGGGCCGAGCCCCCGACCAAGAGUGCAUUCGACGACGCCGCCGCAGUGCGUGCCGAGGCCCAGGCUCUCGUGGACCAAGGCCGACAGGUGGUCCUGGUUGGCCACUCGUACGGAGGCCUUGUCAUCAGCGAGGCUGCCAAGGACCUGGCGUACAAGCAGCGCAAAGCUGAGGGCAAGGAGGGCGGUGUCGUGCUGCUGGUGUACAUGUCUGCCUUUGUGGUGCCCAAGGGCUUCAGCCUCAUCCAGAUGCUGGGUGGCAACCCGCUGCCUUGGAUGGACAUCCAGGGCGACCGCGUGUACGCCCGCACGCCCGAGGAGAUCUUCUACCACGACGUGCCUGAGGACCUCACAAAGGCGGCCGUCGCCAAGCUGCAGCACCAGUCUGGGCAGGUGUUCCGGGACGAGGCGACGUACCAGGCGUGGGAGGACAUUGAGAGCAUGUACUUCUUCUGCGAGGACGACCGGGCGCUGCUGCCAGCCAUCCAGAAGCAGAUGGCGCCCAUGUUCGGGGCAAACGGCAUCACCUGGUCGACCAAGGGGUCUCACUCGCCCUUCCUCGCCGAGCCGGACAACGUCGUCGAGGGCCUGCUGCACGGUGCCAAGGAGGUUCAGAAGCGGAUUUAA
This is a messenger RNA of Diaporthe batatas, 756 nucleotides long. RefSeq lists its product as uncharacterized. The coding region runs from base 1 to 756 and encodes 251 amino acids. The transcript is spliced from 2 exons. The record is from RefSeq and is a predicted model, not a curated record. Lineage: Eukaryota; Fungi; Ascomycota; Sordariomycetes; Diaporthales; Diaporthaceae.